This is a messenger RNA of Micropterus salmoides (largemouth bass), 5023 nucleotides long. RefSeq names its product mucolipin-1-like. Gene Ontology annotation, cellular component: lysosomal membrane; plasma membrane. Gene Ontology annotation, molecular function: NAADP-sensitive calcium-release channel activity. The coding region runs from base 167 to 2224 and encodes 685 amino acids. The transcript is spliced from 16 exons. The record is from RefSeq and is a predicted model, not a curated record. Lineage: Eukaryota; Metazoa; Chordata; Actinopteri; Centrarchiformes; Centrarchidae.
AACUGUGAGGCUGUAGUGUGUCUUGUUGUGAACGCUGGAAUGAAAAAAUAUCCCUGACACAUUUACAUUAGAAGCUUUAUUAGCAGUUAGGUCCAGUCCAGCAGCUUGUGUCUCUAAUGUAACUUCUUUCUCCCUUUGCACCGCAACAGCUGUUAAUUUAAUUAUAAUGGAGACUCGCUUCACCCCUGGCAAGUCUGCUGUUUUGAAGCGGCCUCUGUGCCGACCCAAAGCUGAGGUAUCUGCGUGGAGAGCCUUGUUUGGCAAGGAGGCAGACGAGCUGGAGCGGGCCAUCGAAAAAGAGCACCUCGUCAACGUGUACAUCUCUGUUCCUAAGGAGAACAGCACCUCGAACCGUGCAGCCUUCACUGGAGUGAUCCAGAGGCCAUGCUUGCCCUCAGCAGCGUCCCCGCCAAGAAAUCACGAGUGUUUUACCGUAAGAGAUACUGCAACUGGAAAGUUACGUGUUGGGAAAGCAGGGAGUGAUGAACACGAAGGCCUGCGCUCCUCGGUGACUCAUUACGGCUCCACAGACAGCAGCGGCGAGCAUGACCAUCAAAUUAACAGUCACGGCAGCAACCAUAAUAACCAUUGGUUUCCCACUGUGACGGCAGGCCAUUGGCCCGGGGCUGAUCAGGAGGAGGAGGCCAUUCGCAGGAAGUUAAAAUACUUCUUCAUGAGCCCUUGUGAUAAAUUUCAUGCCAAAGGCCGCAAGCCUUAUAAGCUGGUCCUGCAGCUGCUCAAAAUCGUUAUUGUCACAGCUCAGUUAGUGCUAUUUGGCCUCAGUAACCAGGUGGUGGUGACCUUCAAGGAGGAGAACACGAUGACCUUCAAGCACCUCUUCCUCAAAGACUACGAUGAAUCCUCAGAUGGCUCCUUUGCUGUUUACACACAGAACGAUGUCUACGACCACAUCUUCUACGCCGUGGACCAGUAUCUGGCCUUACCAGAGACAACAGUGGGACGCUAUGCAUACGUCUAUGAUGUUGGUGUGAAUGGCAGUGCGCUCUCUCUCUGCCAACAGUACUACAAGAAGGGAAGCAUCGACCCAGCCAAUGACACCUUCAGUAUAGACCCACACGUCAUCACAGACUGUAUAGGUGUGAACCCGAUGUCGGCCCCUAAAGCAGAGCUCAUGAGUAGCUACAAGAACUUUACGCUCAAGUUCCACAAGUUUAUUAAUGUGACCAUAGAGUUCCAAUUGAAGGCGAUUAAUAUACAGACCAUCAUCAACAAUGAGAUCCCAGACUGCUACACUUUUUACAUAACGAUAGUGUUCGACAACAAGGCUCACAGCGGCAUGGUGAAGAUCCGGUUAGAAAACCAGGCGUCCAUAAAGGAGUGUAAAGACCCGAGCGUCUCUGGACAUGCUGAGAACUACACACGUGUAGCGUUUGAUGUUGCUGUGGCUCUGGUGUGCAUGCUGUCACUGCUGCUGUGUGGACGCUCCAUACUGCGAGGCAUCAUACUGCAACAGGAGUUUGUGCAGUUCUUUAGGGAAACUCUGGACCGUAAAGUCUGCUGGGCAGACCGGAUGGAGUUCAUUAACGGCUGGUAUAUCCUCCUUAUCAUCAGUGACAUCCUCACCAUCACUGGCAGCGUCAUAAAAAUCGGCAUUGAGUCUAAGAAUAUGUCCUCGUAUGACUUGUGUGGCAUCCUGUUGGGAACCUCCACGCUCUUGGUGUGGGUUGGGGUAAUCCGUUACCUCACGUUCUUCCAAAAGUACAAUAUCCUGAUCGUGACACUUCGAGCGGCGUUCCCUAAUGUGAUUCGGUUCUGCUGCUGCGUGGCCGUCAUCUAUCUGGGCUACUGCUUCUGUGGCUGGAUCGUCCUGGGACCAUACCACGUCAAGUUCCGUUCUCUGUCCAUGGUGUCCGAGUGCCUCUUCUCCCUCAUUAACGGGGAUGACAUGUUCGUGACGUUCUCGGAGAUGCAGGAGAGCAGUACUCUUGUUUGGCUGUUCAGCCAAGUUUACCUGUACACCUUCAUCUCCCUCUUCAUCUACAUGGUGCUGUCACUUUUUAUCGCUCUCAUCACGGGAGCCUACGAGACCAUCAAGCACCAAACCCAAGAAACCAUCCACAUCACAGAUCUGCACGCCUUCAUAGCAGAGUGUACGGAUGCACCGAACUCUGGGAAGUUCAGGGGUCUGGAGCCCUCGCCCUGCUCCUUCUUCUGCUGCUGUGACAGAACCACAACAUAUGAGGACGUCCUGCUGGUGAACUGAGGUUGACCUCGGUGACUCAGAAGCUCACUAUCCUCCCCUGCUGGCCACAGGGAGACACUGCACGCUGCUGACCCCAGUCUCUCUGUACUGACAUACACUGUAUCUGGGUCAACCCUCAGCGCUCAUUUGAAGGCAGAGUCACCGUCAGCUGGACCAGCACUCAGCAGAAGGAAUGUGUCUUCUUAUCGGACCUCUUAUUUUUUUCCAGUCCUUGAUUUCCACGAUGAAGACACUGUGCUGAUGCAGGACCGGACAUUUCCUCUGUAUGAAUAGGACUCGGCAGCAUCAUGAAUGACUAAUGCACAGACAUUUCUCUAUUGCUUGUUGUUGUUUUUUUUGUUGUUUUGUAACAAAACAGUAUUUGUUCUUAUGUAUUUGAUAAUGCACAACGCUCAACCUGGAAUAGGACUUAAAUGUCAGAAUAAUAAGUGGGUAUAGGUACCAUGUUGACGACUGCAGUAGUGUAUACGUGGUACUGUUUUUAUUUUUUUGUGUUUUUCCUUUUAUAGAAUUUUAAAAUAGGUUACCUCUUGAGGGCAUGGUUUUUAAAUUGAUACAAUUAAAUUGAUAGCAAUUGGCAUUUAUGCAUCUCGCAAAACAUAUACCCGACAACAGAUCAUUUUUCUUACCCAGCUAUUAGGGAUGGGUUGGGAUUUUCAAAUUUUUUAAUAGUUAUUAAAUUUUAAAGAAUUUAAUAGUUUAUGCGACUAUUAUCUUAUUUUUUCUUUUGUUUUUUCCAGCUCCUGGUAGCAGCACCACACUAUCAGGCGUCUGUAAAAUGUGUGUGGGACACGUUCACUUUAGCUGCAAGAUGGGCUAGAUGCUCAGGUUGCAGCCUAAUGGUGUUACAGCCGUUUGUGAUCGCUGUUGAAUUUGGCCGUGAGAAAGAAGCCCUGUUUGAUCGUCAGUGCUGCUCUAAAAAUGUCAAGGAUUUUGACAAACUGCAUGACUUGGUACUGCUGGAAGAAUUUGGAAAUUGUUUGCCAGAUAGAAUUACUACUUACAUCAACGAGUAGAAAGUAUCCAAGGCAUCUUGACGCAGCUGUCCUGGCAGAUGAGUAUGUCUGCAUACACAGGGAUACAUCUGAAAAGUUCAGAGGAAAUAAAGUUCCUGUUCACAGUGUGAACGCCACCACAAUGUCUUGCUACCAUCCUUCAUCAGCAGCAGUUAAUGUUCCUCUGUCUAGCGUUGGCUCAGCGCUAAAACAAAGUGUGGUGAUAUAUCUAGAUGUAUGUUGCCAGCUACAAGCCAAGCUAAAUUUGAAGAAUGGUCAAAUAGUUCCCAGUGACUAUUGUGUAGUAUUUUUGCUUGAAAUGCCCAUCCCUACCAGCUACUCAUUAUUUUGAAAUACCAUUAUGUUCCUUUUACUCUAAAUGUAGCCUAUUAUUUGCUACAAAAACGACAAAUACAGUAGAAUACACUGGCAAAAUACACUAGUCAUAUCAGUUCACAAUGGCACAUGUAAAUUCAUACAGAAUGAAGGAGAUCCUUCUUUAGUAGUUUAACUCUUUUUAUACAAUCAGGGAGACGGCUUCACAUGCAAAUAUUGGAAAACAGGACCACGAAGUGUGCGAAGUGUGAGGUUUCAGGUGUGGAAUUGAUUUUACUCUCCCGUGAGCUGUACCUACAGUAUAAAGUUUCAAACUCCUCCAUAGCUGUGGUCCGACUGUACAAGCAUCGAGUUGCCUUCAGAUGUGCCUCCAUACUACUACUACUAUAGUUGUUUUUAUUGCUGUAGUAGAUUGUGCGCUGUAUUGCUUUAAUCGGAGUAACAAACGGCAUUCUUCACUAAUGAAGCGCUCAACAUUGCCUGUGGUUAGCUAGAACAGGGAAAGCUGCUCUCCAGACCCAAAUGCAUGUUUCUGUAAUGAUGCCAAAGUAUGUCAAGAAACAUAGAGUUCAUCCACUGACGUUAUAAAGGAAGAGCCUAGCAUUUCUUUCUAUACAACACUGAUGGUAGUGUCUGACUUGUCAUAAGUGAAAAUUACUUGAAUUGCCUUACAAAGUGGAGCAAGGUUUGGUGUGGACAACUGGAAUAAAUAUAGAGUUAGUAGUACAAAUGGUUCAGAAUUUUCACUCCUUAAGAUCUGUAGCUGUAGCGUUUGUGAGCAAAUGAAAAAGAUUUGUACAAAAAAUUUCCAAUAUCUGAUUGCCUAAAGAAGAUUUGCAAAACGUUCACACAGAAGUCAAUUGUAUGUGUGAAUCCCAAAAUUACAGCUACGAAUCCGAUUUGCAAGUACAAAUUAUGACACAGCUUCACUUUUGACGCUAUAUUAUUCCAUGGUAUAACAAGGAGACAACUUAAUGAUGGCAGAAGUAUAUUUGUAGCUCUGUCAUAAUGUCCUGUCCUGCUGAAUCAUAUUGCUGCUGUAGUCCGUUUGUUUACUUUAUAAUGAUGUCUUGACUGGAUCUUGAUUUAAAUUUUUUUCUCUUUUGUAGCUCAUAAAAUGCACAAUAGCUAAAGGAGUCUAACAGUCUGGACUGCAGUAGGUGUUUUCAGGAAAAUAAUUUCUUAUGUGAAGGAAAGACGAUCUCUGGUCCAAGCAUGUAUCAUGGCCUUUACUUUAAAUGGUAUAACAUGCAUGUAUAUAUUGUUUAGCAUUACCAUGUAUCUUUCCUACAGUUUGAAGGUAUCGUGUCUUUUAUAAAAAUGAUCUGCACUUGGACUGUACUCGAAAAAAUGCAAACAUUAGACACAUGAGUUGUCCUGAAGUCAGAUACUUGGUGUCAUAUAAUCUAAUCACUGGUGAUCUAUGGAUCACCUUUGAUAAUAAAGUUAAUUUUGUGUCAUGAUCGAA